AUGGGAGACACCACAUUUCUCAUUGAAUUCGACCAUCCUGCCGCUGUAUACUCCCCUGGACAGAAUGUAGCAGGGAAGCUAACAAUCAGAAAUCGAAAUGCUUUAAAUGCACUGGCUCUGAAAAUUUGCAUCCAUGGAGAUAUUGAAACGUUGUGGAGGAAAUUUGAGAAUAAAGGGAGAUAUGACCGACAUGGUCGAUGGUAUCGUAGCUCUGAACAUAUCAACUAUACUAGCAAGAUAAACGUCUUGGAAGGAAUCGCCCAGCCAUGGAGUUCCAUUGAAAACGCGAACAAUAAAAUCCCUGGCGGUGUGAACAUAUUUCCGUUUCUCUUCCAACUUCCUGCAAAUCUACCACCGAGUUUUGAAGGGACGCAUGGAAAUGUUCGAUAUUCGGUACACGUGGAAUUAGAUAGGCCAUGGAGGAUGAAUGUUGAAGCGAAGAGGGUGUUUUCUGUGAUUCCGGUUAUCGAUUUAAACUCCAUUCCAAAAACAAUCAAUCCAAUGAUCGUAUCUUCUUGCAAGCAUUCUGGAUUAUUUUCUAACAAAGAGGUUAAAGUUAAGAUCUCCAUCCCAAAAUCCGGAUACAUCCCAGGAGAGACCAUCCAAGUAUCUGCUCUAAUUCAAAAUCACACGAAGAAGCCUAUAUAUUCUAUAAAAGCAAAAUUGGAGCAGCACGUGCAUUAUCAGGCUCAACAAGAGAAUUCUCAUCUAUUUCCAGAAGAACAUUGUCAUAAACAUUGUGAGCAUAAAACUGCUCAAACCACAAUGUCGAAAGUUGAGAAGAGUUGUCACGUGGAAUUUUGCUCAAAUAGCCAAAUAAAUGUGCCACUUGUUCUGCCGAAUCAGUUGGUUCCUAGUUUUCGAACAGGAAUUAUUGAAGUAGACUAUUGUAUUAUUGUGGAUAUCGGAGAGAAUAAGAAAUUGAGAUGUGAACUUCCGAUUACUGUUGGAACAAUUCCCAUUGGAGUAUUCACAAGACCAAUUGCCUAUUCUAUUACGGAAGCUCCUCCUAAAUAUGAAAACUUCAGUCAAAUUGUAGAAGAUUCUCAGGCAAGUGCUCCACCGCCGGAAUAUGAAAAUGAAGAACAUUUUUAACAUUUUUUCGUGUGUGUAUAUCGAAUUCUCAUUUUCAGUAAAUUAAAUUUUUAAUUUGCCGGUUUAAUUA
Molecule: messenger RNA, 1165 nt
Organism: Caenorhabditis elegans
Lineage: Eukaryota; Metazoa; Nematoda; Chromadorea; Rhabditida; Rhabditidae
Gene: arrd-8
Product: Arrestin C-terminal-like domain-containing protein
Exons: 5
Coding region: 1-1095 (364 amino acids)
Source: RefSeq, marked reviewed